GCUUUGCGGCAAACCGCUCACCGCAGAUGAGAGGCAACAUGUGAGAAAGAAGUUCAUCUUCACUUCACAAUUGCUUCAUGUGUAAAAGAAUCGAUCCGGUUCUGGCACCAUGCACGAACGGUGUCUCCCUCCCUCUCCGAACUGGUACUGCUCCCGCUGCAGUGACGUCAACAGCAGCGGUUUGUUCGGUGUCGGAGCUAAAAAUGUCAUUUACCUGAUAGAAGCCUCUGCGACCUGCUGCAGAGUCGUGGGUGAACUGGUCGGUCACAAGAACCUGGUGUCCGGCUUUUCCUUCUGCCAUCACGAGGGUCAGCGUCACAUGUGCGUCAGCUCUGCCACUGAUGGGACUCUGCUCUACUGGGACGCGGGCUCCAGGACCCUGCUGGAGGAGCACGCAGCGCAUCAGAACCCAGUGGCGGCAGUGCACUGGUCCCCAGUGGAUAAGAACCUGGUGGUGUCGGGGGACGAGAAGGGAAUUGUGGUGUGUCGCUGGCUUCACACUAGAGACACUGUCAGCUUCUUUCCUGAGCCCAGAACCAUCUUCUGCCUGACCUGCUCGCCACAUUCAUGGAGCUGCGUCGCCAUCGGGUACAAAGAUGGCAUGAUCGUGUUGGUGGACGUCAGUAAGAAAGGUCAGGUGACGCACCGUCUCCGCGGACAUGACGACGAGAUCCACUCGCUGGUUUGGUGUCCGCUGGAGAACCAAGACUCCUUGUUCCCCGGCUACAGCAACACAGAAGUCUCGGACGAUCAGAUGAGCAGCUACCUGGCUUCUGGAAGCAGAGACCAGACAGUGAGGAUCUGGAGCACCACAAAGGGCAAAGUUGUGACGACUUUGAAGCUCCCGUUCCUGAAGAAGCGAGGCUCGGCUGUCGACCCCUCGGUCAAAGAGAGGCUAUGGCUCAACGUCCACUGGCCCAGCAGUCGACCCAUGACCCUGGUCACCAGCUGCUUCGGAGGCGAGCUGGUGACGUGGGACUUGUCCCGGCUGGGGAAACAGAGGUGGACUCUGCUGGGGACGUCGGGCGAGAGUCAGAACCACAGCAGGAUCGUCUUCAACAUGAGUUCUGUGCACCUGCAGGACAAAGAUCUGCUCAUCAGCACCUCCAUGGACCGCGAGGUCAAGUGUUGGGACCUGGAGAGUCUGGACUGCUGCUGGACGCUGCCCACGCUGGGCGGCUUCGUCUACGCUCUAACCUUCGCCCCCGUGGCCACCGGGUGCCUGGCGCUGGGUGUGGGGGACAACAGCAUCCGGGUCUGGAACACACUGGCCACACAGAACCAGUACGAGACCAGAACCUUCUGGCAGGGACUCAAGUCCAAAGUGACCGCGCUGUCAUGGCAUCCUCUGAAGGAAGGAUCCUUGUCAUUUGGAACGGACGACGGGAAGGUGGGGAUCUACGAUGUCUUCUCUAACAAGCCUCCUCAGGUGUCCAGCUCCUACCACAAGAGGACGGUCUACACUCUGGCGUGGGGACCUCCAGUUCCCCCACUGUCCUUCGGUGCUGCAGGAGGAAAACCGACCUUCAGCUUGUACAGCUGCGGCGGUGAAGGCGUCAUCCUGCAACACGAUCCGACCAAACUGAGCGGCGAUGCGUGCGACAUCGACAGGCUGAUCCGAGACACCAACAACAUCAAGCACAAACUGUCUCCUCACACCGACCUCACCUGGAAGCCAGAUGGGAAAGUCGUCGCCAUUGGCAACGAGGACGGGUGUAUCGAGAUCUACCAGGCUCCCAACCUGAAGCUGCUCUGCAGCAUCCAGCAGCACCACAAGAUCAUCAACGUGCUCCGGUGGCACCACCAGCACGACCAGCUGCACGGCCUCCUGGCCUCAGGCUCCAGCAAUGCCGUCGUCUACGUGCACGACCUGCGCUCGGUGAUCGAGACCCCUCCUGAGGCUCCGCUGGUGCUGACUGAGCCGCACCGCAGGUUAGCGGGUCACACAGCCAAGAUCACCAACAUGGCCUGGAGUCCUCACCACAGCGCCCGGCUCGCCACCGUGUCGUACGACGGGACGGCUCAGGUGUGGGACGUCCUGCAGGAGGCGCCGCUCGCCAACUACCGCGGUCACAUGAGCAGCCUGCUGUGUGUGGACUGGUCGCCCGUGGACCCGGAUCUGGUCUGGACCGGAGGGAAGGACUUCACGCUGCAGGAGUGGAGGGUCUCUGGGCAGGAGUUCAGCAGACCUCCCAAGGGUAAGAAGAUGGUGGAGCUGCAGGAGAAGAACAAGAAGAAGAACACGAAAAAGACGAGCAAGAAGACGUCAGAACCGGCGGCAGACAACAACGCUGGCUCGGGCCCGGUGGCUCCGGAGGCGUCUGAUGAAGACGACGCCAGCUCCGCCAGCAGCUCCGCCCCUCCCCCCGUGGCUGCGGUCAAGAGCAGAGAUCGAGCUAACCGUGUGCCUGUGUCAGACAUAAACCAGCUGAAGAAGAAGAAGGCUCGCUCCAUGCUGCCCAUCACCUCGUCCAUGGACAACCGCCCGAAAGAAGACCUGCUGCAGGACUGUGUCAUCCUGGCGCAGGUGACUCAUGGUCCAGCGCCUCCUGCUGGCUGCACACCCGGCCAAGGGGAUCAUAUCCACCUGGGUCUGUUCUCGGACCGUCCGGCUCUGAUCCGCCUGCUGCAGGAGGAAGAGCAGGGUCACCUGGACGCUGGACACCUGGACUCUGUGGUCUACCUGCGGCUGUGGAGUGGCGACCUGGAGGGGGCGCUGCAGCUGGCCACGGAGAGAGGAGAGCUCAAUGACCAUCUGCUCUCUAUCGCCCCCAUGGCUGGAUUCAGGAUCUGGUCUCGGGCGGUGGACUCAUACGUGCAGCAGCUGUGUCUACAGGAGCAGCACCUGAAGGCGGCUUCACACUUGCUGUCCAUCAACAAGGUGCAGCAAGCCAUCGAACUGCUGCGAGACCACAAGCUGUACCGGGAGGCCGUCGCCCUGGCCAGAGCCCGCCUGCCUGCGGACGACCCGGUUCUGACAGAGCUCUACUCCCUCUGGGGCUCGGCCCUGGAGAAGUCGGGUCAUUUCUCGGCUGCAGCUAAAUGCUUCAUCGCCACAGGCUCCACGUUUGACGCCGCCAAAGUGGUGGCCCGAAAGAACGACCCGGCCUCACUGAGGGCUGCUGCUGCUCUGGCCCGGAUCUCAGGCGAGGAAGUUCUGGCCCGGUCACUAGCGCUCCGAUGUGCCAAAGAUCUGGCUGCCUCUCACGACUGGGUUCAAGCUCAGGAGGUGUUGAGCUUGCAGCCCGGCAUGCUGGCACAUCGCUUGCAUUUGUGCGUGGCCGAGCUGCUCACCAUAGAGCUGGACCCUCCGACUACCACCCGGGUCUCCAGUCACUGCUGGGCGGCACCAGGUCCGGGUCUAUUUUUGGACCGGAUCAAAGACGUAUGGGACCGGCACUUUGGUGUCUCUAGGGAUUCGUAUGGACCCUGUGGGGUUGAAUCUCUGCUGCAGGAGCUCCAGAGUGUUGAGAGUCCAGAACCCAGCGCCAACACUCCACUCCGACAGGUCAUCCUGCAGGUGUCGCUGCACCUAUCCCGCAGCAUCCUGACCAGCCUGCUGGAUGACCCGGGACAGUCGGUGAAGGAUUUAUGGCGCGCCGUGUCCUGGCUGAUGGACUCGGGACACUGGGGUCACUGUGCUCGGCUCUGCAUCAUUCUCUUCCCAGGAAACACCCAAGUUGGGUCUGGUCCACAAGUCACAGAGGUUUCUGAAGAUGCAGGAGCUGCCAGCUCCAGCCUUCAGGCUCUAGUCUACUACCAUCGACUCUACCAGAUCUGUUGGACGGGCUCCGCUGGACCUGCCAGGAUCCAGAACGGACAUCCUGCUUCUGAUGUGGACACAUGUCCUGAAGACCAGGUCCAGAAUGGUGUUCAAGAACCGCCACUCAGCUUGGACUUUGACCUGUUGCUGCUUCUGUCGGAGCCCCACGCCGCCUGUCAGAGCUGCCUCAAGUCCAUGACGCGGAUCAGAGAGCAGUUGGGCCAGAUGGUUCUGCAGCACAGCCUGGUCCAGCCAGAGGACCUGAAGGAGAGUCAGGACAAGCGUGCCGCUGCAGAACAGAGCGCCAAUGAGCCCGAGUCAUUCCUCUCACUGUCCAUGAAGAUGUCUGAACUUCAGAAGCAGCUGGAUGAUGUGCCCGACACCAUAAAGCUCUUCUCUCGUCCAGAUGUUAUGGAAUGUUCCCUGGUCCUGCUGCACCUCAGCAGAACCUCGCCCUCCGUGCCUGAGGCCCUGCAGAACCGCGCCAAAGACCUGCUGCAGCGAUACGGCACCGACCCGGCAAUUCUGAAGGCAGCGAAGAGAUUCCUGCACUGAAGAUCUGCGACCUCAAGCACUUGCUCUGUACAGAUGUUUCUAUAGUCCACAACUUUUGUUAUGAAAUAAAGACGUCUGCAACGUCCCGAUUAA
Messenger RNA from Synchiropus splendidus (mandarinfish), 4411 nucleotides. It is a transcript of the gene gemin5, whose product is annotated as gem (nuclear organelle) associated protein 5. Bases 110 to 4318 code for a protein of 1402 amino acids. Gene Ontology annotation, molecular function: protein binding. Lineage: Eukaryota; Metazoa; Chordata; Actinopteri; Syngnathiformes; Callionymidae. The record is from RefSeq and is a predicted model, not a curated record. The transcript is spliced from 25 exons.